CAGCGGGAGGGUAAGGGGAUAAACCAACUGGAUAACUUCGGACUUGGAGGGAGGGACUGCCGCAUGGUGGGUCUUUGAAAGAAACGAACAUGGAAGAAUUUCUGCAGCGCACCAGAGACUGCCUGGUAACUGGAGAACCAUUACAACAUGUUCAUGCUGUUCUUGGGGAUAAAUCCUGUGACUUGGACUCCAUCACUGGGACAUUAGCAUAUGCCUACUACCUUGAAAAGCAGGUAAAUCCACUUAAUGUUCUUUGUGUGCCAGUUCUGAACAUACAGAGAAGUGACUUUUUUCUCCACGUUGAGAAUGGAUUGAUACUGGACCACCUUAAAAUUCCAUCAGAGUGUCUCAUUUUCCGAGAUGAAAUUGAUCUGCAGCAGUUAAACAGAGAAGGAAAGCUAAUCCUGACACUCCUCAGCAGUAAUGUAUUAACAAGCGAUGACAAAUUAUUAGAGUCAGCUGUUGUAAAGGUCAUCAGGUCACCAAAGUAUUCUACUGUUAGUUCACCAAAGUAUUCUGCUGGCAGACAGGAGCUUCCAGAAUUUAUAUCCGCAACUUCUUCCGCUUCGUAUUCCUUAGUGGUACUGAAAGAAAUCCUUCAAAAAGCCCCAGACUUGGUGACUUGGGAACUGGCUCUGCUGCUUAGAGGUGUGGUUCUUCUAACCUGCACAACUUCUGAAGAGGAGAAUGCGAGAGAACACUACGAAGAGACGCUUUCACUUUUAGAAAACACAUUUCCACAGCUUCCUCCCAGAGAAGAGUACUUUAGUGAAACAGAAAUUAGUGUCACAAAGCCCAAAGUGCCAGAUUUAAGUAUGGAGCAGAUACUGCUGAAAGAUGUAAAAGAGCUGUCAGAUGGAGAAAUUAAAGUAGCAAUUAGCUCUGUGUACAUGACCCAUGAGGACAAUAUUAUUGACUGGAUUGAGGAUAUGAAAGCAUUCAUAGGCAAAUAUGAUUAUGAAGCUCUUAUUAUUCUGGCAACGUACGUGCAAGAUGGAAGUCGAAAAAUUGUUGUUCAUACAGAAAAUUUAGAGCUAGGCAGUCAAGUACGUUUUCUGACCCCAUUUCCCUGGGCCAUUAAGCCUCGAAGUGCCCUCCGAAAGGACUCAGCAUUAUUGGGUCUAGCUAAGCCAGGAUAUUCUUGGUCUGUUAAUUCCUCUUCCUCCAUAGAAGAUGCUCCGCUUUCAACUGAAUGA
Molecule: messenger RNA, 1196 nt
Organism: Protopterus annectens (West African lungfish)
Lineage: Eukaryota; Metazoa; Chordata; Ceratodontiformes; Protopteridae
Product: protein prune homolog 2-like
Exons: 8
Coding region: 90-1196 (368 amino acids)
Cellular component (GO): cytoplasm
Molecular function (GO): exopolyphosphatase activity
Source: RefSeq, a predicted model, not a curated record